Molecule: messenger RNA, 3489 nt
Organism: Betta splendens (Siamese fighting fish)
Lineage: Eukaryota; Metazoa; Chordata; Actinopteri; Anabantiformes; Osphronemidae
Gene: aldh16a1
Product: aldehyde dehydrogenase 16 family, member A1
Exons: 18
Coding region: 245-2620 (791 amino acids)
Molecular function (GO): oxidoreductase activity, acting on the aldehyde or oxo group of donors, NAD or NADP as acceptor
Source: RefSeq, a predicted model, not a curated record
AUUAACGCCAAAAGGACCCAAUUCAACUGAAAAAGCGCACCAGUUUCUCCGCACUUCCUUGACAUCACGGCGCAAGCGCGUUUCCUAUCGCGGUGCGUUGAUAACAUUCUUCCGGGUGGACCACAGCGCUGCGCUAAACAGGGACGAUCGUCCAAGCUUGUACUACGGAUUUUCUCCCUGAGCUCCCUACGGAAACGGAUAAAAGUUGUAGGGUGCUCAGCAUUUUCGCCGACUUGUUCCUACUAUGGCUGAUAGCACCAACAAGUCUGUGUAUGAUAUUUUUCUAAGCAUGGAGAAAGGACCAGCGCAGACCUCUAGCACUGCCACGGCCAAGGCCUGGCUAGAUCAUCAUUCCCAAGCUUUAGGUCUGUUUAUUAAUGGCAAGUUUGUCCGUCCAGCAGACAGACCAAGUUGCCUUUUGCUUGAUUCUAAAGGUGGUAGUGUGUGCAGCAUAGUGUGUGCUGUGGAGGAUGAUAUCUCCCAGUGUGCCUCCUCUGCUGUCAAUGGAUUCAAGUCCUGGAGCAGCAGAACCUGUUAUCAGAGGGCCCAAGUACUGCUCAAGUUAGUGAGCAUCCUUGGGAUGCAUGGUAAAUGUGUGUCAGAGCUGUGUGAGGCCUCCUGCUCACCCUCCGCACUGGUCAGACUGCUGCAGUACUACAGCAGCUGGGCUCAGCUUAGAGACAUACUCAUCACUAACUGGAGGCCAUUAGGUGUGGUGGCAGUGGUGGCUUCUGAUGACUGCUCCCUCUAUCCCCUUUACUGCAAAGUCCUACCAGCACUAGCAAUGGGCAACUCUGUCAUCGUUGUUCCUGGUCAGUGCACUGCCCCUGCAGCGCUUCUACUGGCACAACUUUUUACAGGAGCAGGACUUCCUUCUGGAGCUCUUAAUGUUGUCACAAGAAGUGAUUUUUCUCUUUGUGCUAAAGUGGCCCAGAAUCCGAGCAUCAGCUACGUCACCUACAUUGGCAACAAGGAGGAUGGAGUGAUGCUGUGUAAAGCCACAGCAGGGAUGGGCGUUCCGGUUUCGGUCUCACCCUACAUCGGUGCUCUAUGUCCUCUCAUCAUCUUUGAGUCAGCUGAUAUUGACAGCGCUGUGGAUGGAGUAAUAGAUGCUGCCUUUAAAACGAAGAAAGAGGUGCACUGGGUGUUGUUCGUGCAGGAUAGUGUCUUGGACAGUGUUGUGGCCCGUCUCAGGCUGCGUAUGGGAGGUCUGAAGUGUGUUGACCUACGUCAUGAUGCAGACAGGGCGCUUGUGGAGACUGCAGUCCAGGAGGCUGAGCAGCAGGGGGCCAUGGUGAUUCAGUCCUGCAGUGCCCCUCCUUCAGGUGCUGUGUACCCUCCUACACUACUCUGUGGAACUGCCCCCUCCUCUCCGUGUGUGGUGUGGCCCUCCUCUGGACCACUGCUACCUGUCAUGAGCUUCAGAAGCAACACUGAGGCAGUAACCCUGGCAAACCACAGUCCUCAUGGCAAGUCAGUCUCAAUCUGGACUGAAGACCUUACCCUGGCUUUGGAGACAGCUAAGAAUCUUUCGUUUGGCUCAGUGUGGGUUAAUUGCCACUCUGUGUCUGACCCUUGCCUGCCUGUGUGUGGCCAGAAGGAUAGUGGAAACUGCACUGACGGAGGACAGGAGGGUUUGUACCAGUUUCUAAAGCUACCUUCCUCAUCGUCUCCUCUUCCUCGCUCCUCACCUCUUUCUAUGGACUACACAAAGUUUGGAACAGGCACAUUCCCAGUUAUCAUUCCUGAAUACUCAGACCAAGCCAAUGCUUCAAAGUCCUACUUGCAGUUUGUAGGCGGUAAGGCAUGUAAAUCCGUGUCUGGCUGCAGCCUGUCAGUGCAGCCACCUGGGGGUAGCGGUGUGUUGGCCUACUGUCCAGAUGGAGGCCGCAAAGACGUCCGUAAUGCUGUGGAGGCAGCCAUCAAAGUUCAAUCUGGUUGGAUCAAGAAGGGUCCAACUGCACAUGCUCAGUCCCUAUAUUCUUUGGCCAAAGGCCUUGAGGCAAAGAGGCAGGACUUUGUUAUGUCCGUCAGCAUCCAGACUGGUCUCUCAAUGGAUGAAGCUGAGAAAGAGGUGGAGCUCAGCAUUGCAAGGCUCAGUGAUUGGGCCUCUUAUUGUGACAAAAUCCAAGGAGGAACACUGCCUAUGCCAAAGUCCGGCUCUGCUUACACUCUCCCUGAAGCCCUGGGAGUCGUGGGGGUCAUUCUCCCUGACAAGAAUCCCCUUCUCUCCAUGGUAACAGUUCUUGGAGCAGCGAUCGCCACUGGCAAUGCCAUUGUCAUGGUCCCCAGUCAGAAGUAUCCACUUCCAGCUUUGGACUUCAUCCAGGUGCUCCAGGUGUCUGAUCUGCCAGCAGGUCUGGUUAAUGUCAUUUCCGGAGGUAAAGACCAACUGACUGUGGCACUCGCUAACCACAGUGUCAUCAAAGCUAUCUGGUACUGGGGUAGUGCUGAGGGCUGUCAGUAUCUCCAGUACACCUGCACAACCCCACUGAAAACCCUGUGCCUGUUCUGCCAAAACGAUGAGGAGGAGGAGAAGGACUGGACUCAUCCAUCGCUCCUGGAGGAAAUGUGGAGAAAUGCUGUCCAGUGGAAGAGUGUGUGGAUUCCUACGGCAUGAAAAGAGAAGCUGGGAGGGAUAAUUACAGUUAAAGGUGACAAGAAAUAUGAAGAAAUAUGGACCCUUGGUAACUGUAACUGUGUUCAAUGGAUAAAUUCAAUAAUAAACAAUGAAUCUAAAUUUAUCUCACAAAUUAUAAUUUACUAUUUACUGAAACCUCCCUUUUGUAGUUACUAAUGCCAAUUGGUAUAGUAUUAAAUAAGGACCUCUGUUAAAAGUCUUUAGUGAGCUAAUGACGGUGGCUCAGUACAACACAUUUCUAUAAGUUGCUUACAGGUGUAUUGUGUGUUUGGUUUAGAAAGAUAAGUAUUGCCAUCUUACUUGCAGUUACUGAGCUGUGAUGAUGACAUUUUGCCAGUUGUGCUAACAUCAUGUAUUUUCAGUUGAAUUUUGAAAAUAAAGCCAGUGUCUACAACAAUGGAUGCCAAGGAACAACAGCCUUGUAAUGGUGAUUUAGGUGUUUUUUACAGGAUUUCCUUUUUAAAAAUGUACCUUUUUAAGCUCAUUCUACAACUUUAAACCUGAUCUGCCUUACGGUUUUGUCUAUUUAUGAGACGUGUCAACUCAGUCCAAAUAUGCAAAAAUAUACUAUACUGUAUCUUAAUUACUGUAUUUUAGUCAUGGAACCAUUCUAUUUGUAAUGUAAACAUUCCAAUUGAAAUUGUAAUUGUUUGUCUCUUUCCAAGUUAUUUUAAACAAAGUUUUGUCUGACUGAACACUGAUUAUCACUGUAAAAUCUGUUAUUAUAAUAACUCAAUAAGUUGAGUUAAUAUAAUUAUUAAUAUUAAAUAUAUUCGACCCAUUUAUUAAUUUUGCAUUUGAACUACUGUGUCUAUUGCUAAUGCUACCAUUAAAUACAUUUCAAUUCA